UUUGUACUCACAAUCAUGAACCUAACUUCAUUGCAAAAAGGUACAAACUGUUACCAGAGGGACAUACAUAGGGAUCACAAGAUGAGCUCUAAACCCGUUAAAGGAAAGCACAUCAGCUUCUUCUAAGUUAAAUUUGGUACUUGCAACACCAAGGGCACAGAUGCAUUAUCUUGUUUCCCGGGAAGGCUUGAAUUGUGAUUUGCUCAGUUUGUAAUGUUAAAGUUAACAGUGCUAGAAGAAGAGGCUAGAGUCACUAGUGUGUCUAGUAGGCAUGUCAGGACAAGAGGCCAAAGGAUCUGCUUUCAGUUAUUGACAUCUUUGGUGCGGAAUAUAAAUAAUCUUCUGAUAAUGGGUGAUUAUUUUAUAAUGAAUCAAAGUAGGAAAAAAUAGUAUUGCCCAGCAAUGGCAGUUGCAAAGAGUUUGGUAGGUUCUUUGAGUCUUUCAGUGAACAUUUUUGUACAGAUUAGGGAAAAUUUCUUAAGGCAGCUGCCUUUCUACUACCUCUUAUCCAAGAGAAUCAUCAGGAGACACAUUUCUCAAUCAUUUCUUGUAUCAAAAAAGGAAUGUUUUUCUCUCCAACAGAUGGAACACAACACUAAAACUUCCCAACCUAGUAAGAAGCAGCACGACACUAAAAGUUCAACAUCUACUAAUGAAGUGAAUGUGGAAAUGAGCAACACAAGUAAUUCCUCAUUUGUGAAUCAUGGUUUAAUGGCUUGGAACCAAAGUAGAAAAGUAUGGGUUGGAGAUCAACCGAAAGAGUCAAAAAGGACAGUGAAAGAUUCAGUCAUAAGCUGGACAUCGACUUAUGAAGAUCUCCUGUCAACUAAUUCGCGUUUUCCUGAGUCAAUUCCUUUGGCUGAAAUGGUAGACUUUUUAGUUGAUAUUUGGUACGACGAAAUCCUCCAUGGUUAAGAUCAGUUAUUAUUGAUGUUGUUACAACUAGUGUGACUUUUUAGUUUUUCAUUUGGAUAUUUUGGUUUAUAACUAUUAAGUAGGAUGCAAAUGGAAAUAACUUCUUGUUAACAAAUUGAUGGUAAGCCACACUAGUUGUAUGAUGGGAGGUGAUUAGCAAACAGACUGUUAUUGUCAGCAACAUCAAACCUUAAAUUCUGAUGUUGAAAGAAUUUCUAUGUUAGAGGAUCCGAAUAUGACAUAUAAACCCUCAAUAUGUUUCUUAA
Messenger RNA from Impatiens glandulifera, 1181 nucleotides. RefSeq lists its product as uncharacterized. Bases 403 to 915 code for a protein of 170 amino acids. NCBI's taxonomy places the organism in Eukaryota, Viridiplantae, Streptophyta, Magnoliopsida, Ericales, Balsaminaceae. The transcript has 5 exons. The record is from RefSeq and is a predicted model, not a curated record.